AUGACUACCGAGUCUUGGAGAAAACAUUUCGAAUUCUCGCCUUGUGACAAAGAUCGAACAAAUGCGUUCUGUGCAUUAUGCAAAAAGAAUUACAAAGAUCAACGUGGAAUAUAUAGCAAUUUCUUAAAACAUCUCAAACGUGCACAUCAGCAUGAAUAUAAUCAAAUCUUCAAUGAUGGGAAUGAAUGCUCAAAUGAAAAGGAGAACUUUACCAAUGAUGAUCAAACAGAAUUCAACUUGGCAACUACUGAAAACAAACAAAAUCGACUAGACUCAUCCAUAACAAAAAAUCUAAUUAUUUCCUGUAACUUACCGUUUAACUUGGUUAGAAGUACAGGCUUUCGUAAUUUUAUGAAAGACUGUAAUGUCAAACACGAACCAAUAUCAUCAAAGAAAAUAAAACGCGAUGUCAUUCCUUCAUUUAAGAAUUCAGUUCACAAAGUUAUUGAUGAAAAAUUGAAGAAUAUUAGUUAUAUGACAUUAACCGUGGAUGCUUGGUAG
Molecule: messenger RNA, 501 nt
Organism: Adineta ricciae
Lineage: Eukaryota; Metazoa; Rotifera; Eurotatoria; Adinetida; Adinetidae
Source: the annotation of a GenBank genome assembly